Anthostomella pinea is the source of this 837-nucleotide messenger RNA. Lineage: Eukaryota; Fungi; Ascomycota; Sordariomycetes; Xylariales; Xylariaceae. The record is from the annotation of a GenBank genome assembly.
AUGUCUGCUCUCACACCCCGAGCUACCCCCAUUGCCCCAGGGGUGCUGCCCGAGUUCGGCAUGAAAGGCAAGGUCAUCGUCGUCUCUGGUGGAGCUCAAGGAUUGGGUGUAGUACAAACCGAGGCACUGCUGGAAGCAGGAGCCAUAGUGCACGUCUUUGAUCGCCAGCCAGAGCCAUCCGCCGGCUCGUACUACCAGGAAGUAGCGCGCCGGGCGAAGGAAGAGCUCAACACCUCGCUGCACUACCACCAGGUCGACGUACGGACAGGCGUCGACAAGCUCAACAAAAUCUCCGAGGAGAUCGCCGAGAAGCACGGUCGCCUCGACGGGCUGCUCGCCGCCGCCGGCAUACAGCAGGAGACGCCGGCUCUGGAGUACACGGCCGCGGAUGCGGACCGCUUGCUAGGCGUCAACGUGACGGGCGUGCUCAUGACGGCCCAGGCGGUUGCGAGACAGAUGGUGCGCUUGGGUCAGCCAGGGAGCAUGGUGUUGAUCGCCAGUAUGAGCGGCACCAUUGCGAACAAGGGCCUCAUCUGCCCCGUCUACAAUGCCUCGAAAGCCGCGGUCAUCCAGUUAGCACGAAACCUGGCCAUGGAAUGGGGCGUCAAGGGGAUCCGGGUCAACACCAUAUCGCCGGGCUACAUCGUGACCGACAUGGUGCAGAAGCUGUUCGUCGAGUACCCGGAGCGCGAGACCGAGUGGCCCAAGCACAACAUGCUCGGCAAGCUGAGCCGGCCCGAGGACUACCGCGGCGCCGCCGUGUUCCUCCUCAGCGACGCCAGCAGCUUCAUGACGGGCGCCGAUCUGCGCAUCGAUGGCGGACAUACUGCUUGGUAG